This is a messenger RNA of Ostreobium quekettii, 1503 nucleotides long. Lineage: Eukaryota; Viridiplantae; Chlorophyta; Ulvophyceae; Bryopsidales; Ostreobiaceae. The record is from the annotation of a GenBank genome assembly.
AUGUCCGCGCAAGGCGGCACGUCGGUUGAAGCGGCUGCGGGGACUGCUCCAGGAACGUCCGGGGCCGCAGCCGCAGCUCCGGCGGACGGACCGAAUGCCACUGAUGGCGCGAGGCAGCCUGCUGGUGCGGCGUCCAUCUCUGCGACGGUGGCCGCCCUGGCGGAUCGCGUGUCAGAUGUCAAGGUUGGCAAAGAAGAGCAAACGGACGAGCCGGACCCUUCUAUGAAGUCAGCCGGGCUCCAAGAAUCGGAAAAGGAAGUCGAGACGAACAUCGUUGGGGAGACCAUGUACACUUCAGCAAGCACGUUCGAGGACUUGGGCCUGCCUACUGAGCUGCUGGAGGGGCUUUAUGUUGAAAUGAAGUUUCAGCGCCCUUCAAAGGUUCAAGCCACGACUCUGCCAAUGAUUCUCAAUCCCCCCCACCGGGACCUGAUAGCCCAGGCCCACAAUGGGAGUGGCAAGACGACAUGCUUUGUGUUGGCGAUGCUCACGAGGGUGGACCCAGAGCUGCACGAGCCGCAGGCACUGUGCGUGUGUCCAACACGAGAGCUGGUAGCCCAGAACCACGCUGUGUUGCAAAAGAUGGGCAAAUACACCAAAUUGGAGUCCAUGAGCACAUCCACCUCAGAGGAAUUGCCAACAAGCCAGAAGAUCAAGGCACAGAUAAUUUUCGGCACCCACGGGAGGUUGAAAUUCUGGAUCAGCCGACGAAUGCUUGGAUUGGGAAAGAUGAAGGUCGUUGUGCUGGAUGAGGCUGACAACAUGUUGGAGGCGCAAGGCUUUGCUGAUGAUUCUUUCCGUAUGAUCCGUGAAAUUCGUAGCCAGAGCCCAGGGAUUCAGCUUCUCAUGUUUUCUGCAACAUACAGUGAGGUGGUCAGAAAGUUUGCCUGCAGGAUAUCAAGGGAGGCAAACGAGGUGUUUCUUCCAAAGGAGGAGCUGUCACUGGACGUCAUCAAGCAGUACCGAGUCAAUGUGCCUUACAAGGAUGACAAGGUUUGGGUGCUGCUGCAGCAAAUACUUCCAAAUUGUGAAAAGCUGGGACAGACCAUUAUUUUCGUGAGGACCAGGGAAAUGGCAAGGGUGCUCCAUGCCAGGCUGACUGAAGAUGGAUUCAAAUGCACUGCGAUCAGUGGCGAGAUGCCUUUUGACAAGAGAGAUCAGGUUGUCAACGAAUUCAGAACUGGUGUUACGACUAUCUUGAUAUCCACAGACGUGUUGUCUCGAGGCUUUAACGUUGAUGAGGUGACCCUGGUUGUGAAUUACGACAUCCCAACAGAUCGCAACCGCGAGCCUGCAUUUGAGACUUAUCUUCAUCGUAUUGGGCGGAGUGGGAGAUUCGGGCGAAAGGGCGUCGCCUUCAACCUGUGUGUCAGCAAUUGGAACGACGGCCAAAUAUUGGAUCGAAUCUCGGAGUACUUCCAACGUGAGAUACCUGCAGUCGAAUACGAAGACGAGGAGGCUUUCCUAAGAAUUCUUAAGGAUGCAGGUCUCACUGACGGAUGA